Messenger RNA from Lachancea dasiensis, 1611 nucleotides. The record is from the annotation of a GenBank genome assembly. Lineage: Eukaryota; Fungi; Ascomycota; Saccharomycetes; Saccharomycetales; Saccharomycetaceae.
AUGCCAGAUAACGUAAAGCAGAGCACUGGCAUCGGAGAAUUUGAGCUCGGGCCUCUAAGCUCUGAAGAUCGAUCGAAUUACGAUCCCCAGAGUGGUGUAAAACGUGCCCUUAAGGAUAGACAUAUCUCACUACUGGCUCUUGGCGGUGUCAUUGGACCUGGAUGUCUGAUUGGUGCUGGCAAUGCCCUCAGUAUUGGGGGGCCACUGGCCCUUCUGCUGGGGUUUGGAAUCAUUGGAUUGGUGUGUUUUGCCGUGAUGGAGUCUAUCGGAGAGCUUACUACGCUGUAUCCUUCCGGUGGUGGCUUCACUAGUCUCGCUCGCAAAUUUCACAGCGAUGCGCUCUCAGCGGUGUGUGGCUACGCAUAUGUGGUCGUAUUUUUUGCCGUGCUUGCCAACGAAUACAAUACUCUUUCCUCUAUCCUGCAGUUUUGGGGGCCCCAGGUGCCGACUUAUGGCUACAUUUUGAUGUUUUGGGCCUUUUUUAUGGGAUUUCAAAUGUUAGGAGUAGGUGCUUUUGGAGAGUGCGAAUAUUGGCUAGCUUGGCUCAAGAUCUUGGGACUUAUUGCCUUCUACCUCUUCUCUGUCGUGUACAUAUCAGGGGGCAUUCACGGCCAACCUGCAUUUGGCUUCCAUUACUGGAAUAGCCCUGGGGCCCUUGCUAAUGGGUUUCGGGGCAUCGCAGUAGUAUUCGUGUUUUGUUCGACGUUUUACUCUGGAACCGAGUCUGUAGCAUUGGCUGCCACAGAGAGUAGAAACCCUCGUCGGGCUGUUCCACUUGCCGUAAGGCAAACUUUCUGGAGAAUUGUCAUUGUCUACAUGGGCAUUUCAAUAUUUUACGGGGUAACAGUGCCCUAUGACGACGAGAAUCUUGGUUCCAGUUCAAAGACCUUAAAGUCACCUGUGGGAAUUGCGAUAGUUAGAGCUGGCUGGGCUAAUGGUGUACAUUUAGUCAAUGCCUUCAUCCUGGUGACAUGCAUUUCAGCUAUAAACAGCUCCUUAUAUAUUGGGAGUCGCACAAUCAGUCAUCUUGCUCAUGAGAAUUUAGCGCCCAAAGUGUUAGCAUGGACUAAUAAGCGGGGGGUACCUGUGGCCGCUCUGAUUGCCUUCAAUUGUUUGGGCCUCAUUUCUCUGAUGAAUAUCAGUGUCGGUGCUUCCAACGCUUAUGGCUAUAUUGUUAACUUGUCAGGAGUUGGAGUUUUCAUUGUCUGGGGUAUCAUCUCCUACACACACCUUCGCUUCAGAAAGGCCUGGGAUAUCCAAGGCUUUUCUUCUCACGACUUGCCAUAUAAAUCGCGACUAUAUCCUUGGAUUCCAAUAUUCAGCCUUGCUGCAAACAUAUUCCUUGGAUUGAUUCAAGGCUGGACUUCAUUGUCUCCAUUCUCUGCAGGUGAUUUUGUCGACGCCUACGUCUUAUUGCCAGUAGGCGUAGUACUAUACUUGGGGUUUGCCAUAUUCAAAACUGGCACCCUAAAGCCAGUUGAUUUAUCUACAGUCGAUUUGCAAAAAGGUCAACGGGAAAAUUUGGAUGGGGACUCCGCCGAGUAUGGGGAGAGGGGUGAAAACGUUGUUCCGAGGUCAAUUUCUAGAUUCACCAAAACCCUUUUUGGAUGA